Messenger RNA from Colletotrichum spaethianum, 966 nucleotides. Its product is annotated as integral membrane protein sed5. Gene Ontology annotation, cellular component: SNARE complex; endomembrane system; Golgi membrane. Gene Ontology annotation, molecular function: SNAP receptor activity; SNARE binding. Lineage: Eukaryota; Fungi; Ascomycota; Sordariomycetes; Glomerellales; Glomerellaceae. Gene Ontology annotation, biological process: endoplasmic reticulum to Golgi vesicle-mediated transport; vesicle fusion; intracellular protein transport. The coding region runs from base 1 to 966 and encodes 321 amino acids. The transcript is spliced from 6 exons. The record is from RefSeq and is a predicted model, not a curated record.
AUGGCGGUCGCAUCGAUACAGGAUCGAACCGCCGAGUUCAAGUCGGUCCUCGCGCAAGCACAACGUCGCCAGGCCUCGAACAAGGUCGGCGCUCAACGACGGUCUCUCCUUACUGACUCUCAGAAGGCUGCUGCCGAUGGCGACUCCCGGCCGCGGCGCUCCGACUUUGCGCGUCAGGCGGCGCAGAUUGGAAGAGGAAUAUCGGCCACGAUGGGCAAACUCGAGAAGCUGGCGACAUUGGCGAGACGCAGGACUUUGUUCGACGACCGGCCGGUCGAGAUCAACGAGCUCACGUACAUUAUCAAGCAAGACCUAAGCGCCCUCAACCAACAGAUUGGAAAUCUGCAGGUUUUGACGAAGCAGCAGCAUCCAAAGGCUGACCAAGAGGGAGAGCACAACAAGAAUGUCGUCUUCAUGCUCCAGGGCAAGCUGACGGACGUCUCGGCCAACUUUAAGGAUGUGCUGGAGGAGCGAACCAAGAACAUCCAGGCCUCAAGAUCCAGGACGGACAACCCACCGUUGCAGCAAUCGGCCUCGCCCUUGUACGGAACUCCUCAGAGAGGUACGCCGUCACCAGGCGCCGAUCUUCUGUCGUUGAAUCCUCCAGGGGACCAGCAGCUUCUGCUCAUGGAGGAGGCUCAACCGCAAAACACAUAUAUCCAAGAGAGAGGUGCGGCUAUUGAAAGCAUCGAAUCAACGAUUGCUGAGUUAGGAUCGAUCUUCGGACAGUUGGCGACCAUGGUGUCCGAGCAGAGUGAGAUGAUCCAGCGAAUCGACGCAAACACGGAGGAUGUUGUCGACAACGUGCAAGGGGCGCAGAGAGAGUUGCUCAAGUACUGGGGUCGUGUCUCGAGUAACAGAUGGCUCAUCGCUGUUAAGACUGAGGCGAAAAUUGGCGUGGCCAAAACCACGAGUAUGAUGGGCGGCGGUUCGGGGAGUCGAGAUCAAGACGGAGACGGGCGUUGA